Molecule: messenger RNA, 2480 nt
Organism: Pogona vitticeps (central bearded dragon)
Lineage: Eukaryota; Metazoa; Chordata; Lepidosauria; Squamata; Agamidae
Source: RefSeq, a predicted model, not a curated record
UGAUUCACAGUGUGCUGGAGAUCUGCUCUAUUAUUUCUAGUAUAGACCGUGCCUUUCAUGCAAAUACAUGGAAAUUCAUCAUCAAGCAGAGUCUCAGGCAUAAGUCACUGAUAAGGAACAGCUUGAAACAUUCUGAUAUCUACAGUGGCCUUUGUGAAAACAUCUUGUUUUCUUUGGAGUCUUGUUUGCAGCUAGCUGAACAGAUGACACAGUCUGGAACCCAGGAGACCACCGAUUAUAAAUUGUUCCAGAGGACAAUCAAAUUGUGUAGAUUUUUUGCCAAUUCUCUGGUACACUAUACCAAGGAGUUCAUUCCUUUCUUGGUGGACUCCUGUUCUCAGCUUCAUCAAACAUAUCUUCAGAUAUACAGCAAGUUUCCUCCAAGCCUUCAUGCUCCAGUGAUUUCUGAGGCUCAUCACAGUGAAAUAGCAAGGGAAUUCCUAAUGGCAUUGGAUCCACUUCUCCUUCAUCUGCUUUCUUUUCGGCCUUUUCUCGAAGUGGUAUUAAGCAAAACUUCAGAUCUCUCCCCUGAUCUGUACCUUCCACAAUGUCGUCUUCUAAUAUCUGUAAUGGACAAACUGCCAUCUGAAACCCAGGAUGUGCAAGCUCUUUGGAACACAGGAAGUCAGCUCCCAGAAGAAAUUCCCAGGAUGCCCUUGUUUACAGCCCUCUUCCACAGUCUUCAGCAGUGCUCUGGUGAGCUUUCCCUCCCUAUUGUUUUGCCAAGAGCAACAGGAACAGAGCAAGUGGAGCAUUCUGCCACGUUUUAUCACUAUGUCUGCAUCCGCUUGUGUGCCUUUAUCACAUCCCUCUCUGCAUCACAUUUCCAUCUACUGGAAUGCUCCCUGUUAGAGACUAUUCUUGCAUCUAAUAUGAUCACUACUCUCCUAGCUAUGGAUGCUUGGUGCUUCCUUGCCCGGUAUGGAACAGCAGAUCUGUGUUCUCAUCAUACAUUUAUUGUAGCGUACCUGAUAAAAGCCUGUCCUGCUGACUGUUACCAGGUUGUUCUGUUAGGGGUCCUGUUAAAACGUCUGCUAUUCUUCAUGUCAUCUGAUCACCAGGUAAAAUUUACCGAAUUAUUUCCUCCCAAAAAUCCAGAGAAUCUGUUGUUGUGGCAACAUCUUUCUCUCCAAGCACUCAUACCUUUGCUUAAACAUCAAGUUGCUCAUGAGAUUUUUAUAAUGGGACUUGCUCAAUGUCAGGAGUGGCUGAGCAAUGAAAAGUCACUGGAAGAGCUUCCACAAAUGAACACUGCUCUCUCUGCCUUGCUGUCUAUGUGCCAAACUGCUAGGGAGACCUUGGAAGCAGGACAACGAAUGGUGCUUGUUGGAGCCAUCUGCAAACUCUUGACAGUGUUACACGUCACACAGGUGUCCAGUGUGCCCUGCCUGUGGCAGGCCUUUUGUCUGAUAUUUCAACUUCUGCAGCUUUUCAUUCAAAUGUUAGAGCCUCAAGUUCUAAUUCAGGUGUUAACAGUACAGAUUGCCCUCAUCCAACUGAAUCCACCAGAUCAUGUUCUCCUUGCAAUCUUAGACUUUCUCUCUUCAAUGGGGAAACCCUUUAUUCCACCAGAUUUCCAGGUACAGGUACUGUCCAAGCUGUCAUCUGUAUUUGCUACAUUGCUGGCAUGCAAUAAUUGGUUGAUUCAACAAAAUGCCACAGAGGCAUUCACUCAGUUUGCAGAGGAAACAAAUCAUGAAGAAAUACUUCCCCAGUGUGUUAACUCUGAAGAAAUUAAAAGCAAAGUGGUUGGAUUCAUCUCAAAGACCCACCACGUAGAGGAGACAGCAGAAGCAAGAAUGGAACGAAUGAAAAUGGAAAAUGCUGUUCUCAGAUGUCACUUACUGGGGGGCACAGCAGACCAGCCACCAGCUUUAGUUGUAGAGCCUUCCCCCAAAAGAGCCUGCUACUCUCCCAGGGAGGCACAGUACAAAUCUGCAGUUGACACAGUUGAAGAGGCACUUGAGGCGGUGAAGCUGCUGCUACAGAGGGGCCCACCGCCCACUUGGCUCCCAAAGAAACUUGAAACAUUACAGAUGGAGCUGAACAGUUUGAAGAACAGCAUCCAUUGAUAAAUUUAAUGUUCCUGGAUAAUUCUAGGGUAAUUUCAGAAUGGCGUUGUUAACCACCCUUUAUCCAAGACUGCUGGAAGCCAAAGAUACAAAUUGCAUCCCACUACUGUACUUGUGAAUCUAGAUGUGUGUGUUGCACUUGGUUUAUUUAUACAAGUUGUAGGGACUUGGUGAAUGGAAAAGAUAGCAAGAUAUGGUACGUGACUCAACAGACAAAAAUAAAUGUCAUUUUUCCAUACUUAUUUCUUUCCUCUUUAGCCAGCCGUUACUAUCAAAAUAUUACAAGUCUGUUAAACCACCAGCUGUAGGACAUUUUAGAAAUUAAAACUGUCCAGUGUUAAGAAAAAGAUUUAUGCUGUACCAUUGCUCUUGCAAUUAUAAUUUAAAUCCACACCUAAUCUCACUGUA